UAGUUUUAAAAAUGGCAACCGAAAUAACUGGUCUAGAGGACAUUAUAGAUAGUACAAGUAAAAAUAUUAAAAAGGUUUUCCAAAAUAGUGUUAAACCUGAAGGUAAGCAAGAGGCAUAUAUAAUUAGGCUUAAAUUGACAUUGGAUAGAUUAGCACGAGAGUUAGAAUUUGCACAAAAUAUUUAUCAAGAUAUGUUUUCAAAUCAGAUUAAUUGA
Molecule: messenger RNA, 215 nt
Organism: Funneliformis geosporum
Lineage: Eukaryota; Fungi; Glomeromycota; Glomeromycetes; Glomerales; Glomeraceae
Source: the annotation of a GenBank genome assembly